AUGCCGUUGUUAUUUGAUGCCAGCUUCGUCUUCCGGACUCAUAGUGAUACAGGCAGGCUUGUAUUCCUAGUGGCGGGGACAUCGCCGAACUACCCAGUUUGUUAUGCUGAUCCCCUGUACCCAUGCGAUCCACUCCAAGUGGCUUUCAGUUUUGCAGAUCAUUGGGUUUCUGUUCAUGGCUGCAAUGCAUCUUCAUCUAAAUCCAACUUCCGUUUCUCCACGAAUGCCACUGUCAACGCAUGGGUGGAAUAUCAUCUUCAUGGAGCUCCACACUCCGUCCGUGUUUAUGUUGCAGAGAAUACCAACUCUCGACCAAGCACAUCAAUCACCGAUUUCAGUUGUUCUAUCACUGGUGGCUACUUCUUCCAGGGGUUGCAAGCUCUUGAAACAAACGACAUAGUCACAGUUUCGUCUUGGUCAUUCUCAACUGCUGGUGCUGCCUCUGCUUCAAAAGACCUGAAUUUAUACUUCUUGGCGAUUGCAGGCCCAUUUGUGAUUGCUGGAGCAGCACUUUUGAUUUUUCGAACACGAAGAAGGCAGCUGAUGAAGAAGAAGGUGUUGCAGAGGUCGGCUUUGCUAGCUGCCAACAUUCCGAUAAACUGCACCUUCAAAGAGCUGCGAUCUGCAACAGCUGACUUCAAGGAAGUUCUAGGCAGAGGUGGAACCAGCACCGUCUACAAGGGGUUCCUGCAAAAUACACCAACAUCAAGGAUAGAAGUCGCAGUCAAAGACCUUCAAAGCAAUUCACCUGAUCAUGAGGCUGAGCAGCAGUUCCGGGAAGAACUCAACAUGAUCAGCAGGGUAAGGCACCAAAACCUGGUCGCGCUCCAAGGCUGGUGCCAUGAGCACGAUAAGCUCCUCCUCGUCUACGAAUGCAUGUCCAAAGGAAGCCUAGACAAGGUACUCUUCACAAGCGCUUCGGGUUCAACUAAUCCGCUAUCCUGGAACCAAAGAUUCAAUAUCAUCAGAUGUGUUGCAGAGGCGCUAAGAUACCUGCAUGAAGGGUUGGAGAAGCGGAUUGUUCACAGGGAUAUCAAAGCGGCAAAUGUCCUGCUGGAUGAAAGAAUGACUGCCAAGGUGGGGGACUUCGGCCUAGCCAGGUUGAUGCAGCACACAAUCGGCUCUCAAACGAUGACCAGGGCGGGAACAUUCGGUUAUAUCUCACCGGAGCUUGCUUAUAGUGGAAGAGCCACUGAAAAAUCCGACGUGUACAGUUUCGGGAUUCUUGUACUCGAAAUUGUUGCUGGAAGACGCGCUGUCGACCACAGGUUUGCUGGUGACACUAAGAUGGUGCUCUUGGAAUGGGCCGGAACAGUGAGUCAACCCGCAGAACUUGUUGAUCCAAGGAUCCAAGAUGGAAUUGAUAUGAAGCAGGUUGAGAGAAUAAUUCAAUUGGCCCUAAGAUGCUGCUCUUGGCAUUCGGAGGAGCGGCCGACGAUGAGGCUGUGCUGCCAAAUCUUGAGUGGUGAAUCAGAGCUGCCAAAUUUACCGCUUGCAGCAAACACAGACAUUGUCGUUACAAGAGCUGAGAUUCCCGAAGAUUACGAUUCGAAGUCUUCUUUGCACAGUGCAAGCAAUGCCUCUGACGAUGUCAACCUAAACAGAUUCCACGCGUGA
This is a messenger RNA of Selaginella moellendorffii, 1617 nucleotides long. RefSeq names its product probable serine/threonine-protein kinase At1g01540. Gene Ontology annotation, molecular function: ATP binding; protein kinase activity. The record is from RefSeq and is a predicted model, not a curated record. Gene Ontology annotation, cellular component: plasma membrane. Lineage: Eukaryota; Viridiplantae; Streptophyta; Lycopodiopsida; Selaginellales; Selaginellaceae. The transcript has a single exon. Bases 1 to 1617 code for a protein of 538 amino acids. Gene Ontology annotation, biological process: protein phosphorylation.